Messenger RNA from Tetrahymena thermophila SB210, 423 nucleotides. RefSeq lists its product as hypothetical. The record is from RefSeq and is a predicted model, not a curated record. Lineage: Eukaryota; Ciliophora; Oligohymenophorea; Hymenostomatida; Tetrahymenidae. The transcript has 3 exons.
AUGCAAUAAUAAACAAAAGGAAAAAACGAAGAAAUAAACCUUUCUACUUGUACUUAAAACGCCUUUUACAUAUAUGCCAGUAUUCGUCACUACGAAAAUAUCAAAAAAUAGAAAAAACUAGCAUGCGAAUAAGAUUUAGAUGUAAAAAAUUUUGCUCAUUUAUUCUUCAAAACUAAAGCAAAUUAAGUAAAAAAAAAAGCAGAUAAGUGUUGCGAAGAUCUUGAAAGCCUACCAAAUCUCAAUGUAUUUAGAAUGUGCUCAAACUGCUACGCUAAAUUUCUAAGUCUCUUUACUAAACGUUUUUAUUGUAUUAAUCUGAUGAUAUCCCUUCCCAUUAUUGAUGAAAAUAGUGAUCAGACUACUUAAUUGGCAAUUAAUUCAUAGAUUUUUCAAGAAAAUUUUGAAUUGAUUUAGUUGGUUUGA